CCCAACCCACUUCCUCUCUGUCGCCCUUUGCUCCAAACUGUAUAUGAAGAAGUUUUUUACUUACUGUACACACAUCUCCUGUAGCCCGAGCAACAUCAUUCAGGACGGAUGGACAUGUCUGGGCGAGUCUCAGCCAGCUGGACUGACUGCCCUGCUGCUGGCCAGGGGGUCUAUCGCUCUGCUUUUGGAGGGCGUUUCUUCUCAAAACAUAUACAUGAACGCUCAGGCCCAUGCAGUUGUGAGAGGAACUGCAGAAGUUACUGUUGGAGCACCCGGGUUGGUGGAGAUGAUCGAUACCUACGACCGGCCUGGUUCAGCUGUUGCUCUUGGUACCUAUGCAGAUGCCGGGGUAUAUGCAGAUGGUUUUGAGGAUAAACCUGGGAAGCGGAUUCCCAAGGCAGGAGUGUACGCUGGUGCAGGAGUGGGAUUGGCUCGUGCUGAAUGGAGCAUUUUUGAAGCUGAGGCCAAAGGGCCCAACGCCAGCGCUGGAGUAGGAGCCUCGGCGGCCUCUCUCAGUGCCAGAGCCUUUGCCAAAGCAGAAGUGGCCAGCGCUUCAGCCGCUGCAGGUCCGGUGAAAGCCACGGUCGGUCUGGCAGUAGACACCGGCGUCGGUGUCGGUCCGACAGGUCUAGAGGCAAAGGUGCUGGGAACCGGCGUCUCCAUCGGCCGUAAUACGGGUGUGUCUUUUCUUGGCACUGGGGUUGAAUUCAACUUCUAG
Etheostoma spectabile (orangethroat darter) is the source of this 718-nucleotide messenger RNA. RefSeq lists its product as uncharacterized. NCBI's taxonomy places the organism in Eukaryota, Metazoa, Chordata, Actinopteri, Perciformes, Percidae. The record is from RefSeq and is a predicted model, not a curated record. The coding region runs from base 44 to 718 and encodes 224 amino acids. The transcript is spliced from 4 exons.